This is a messenger RNA of Nicotiana tabacum (common tobacco), 681 nucleotides long. Lineage: Eukaryota; Viridiplantae; Streptophyta; Magnoliopsida; Solanales; Solanaceae. The record is from RefSeq and is a predicted model, not a curated record.
AGGAAUUCCCAUAAGGCUUGAGGAAGGGCUCAGCUACUCUUCCAACCAAACUUGCUGACAAAAGGACAUAUCUUAAAUAGCCUUUAAAUGGGAGAGAAAGAGCCAAAUCUAAAGUCUUUGGAUGAUUCAAUGCCUAAAAGCCCGUCAUCAGUGGCUGCGCCUGCAAAAACAGACAUGGCCAAAGCUUCAAUUUCAUCAGCAUUAGCUCCUCAACCUUCUUGGUUCACUGCCAAAAGGUUACUAGCCAUAUUCUGUGUGAUCAACUUGUUAAAUUAUGUGGAUCGUGGAGCUAUUGCGAGCAACGGUGUUAAUGGGAAACGUAGUGAGUGUACUAAGAGCGGUACAUGCUCUUCUGGCAGUGGAAUCCAGGGUGAUUUUAACCUGAACAAUUUUCAGGAUGGUGUUAUAUCAUCUGCUUUCAUGGUUGGGCUUCUCGUGGCAUCUCCAAUAUUUGCCUCCUUAGCCAAGAGUGUUAAUCCAUUUAGACUUAUUGGAGUUGGACUGACAGUCUGGACCUUUGCUACUGCUGGUUGUGGCCUGUCAAUUGAUUUCUGGUCCAUUACCAUAUGCAGAAUGCUGGUCGGUGUUGGUGAGGCAUCUUUUAUCAGCCUUGCUGCUCCAUUCAUUGAUGACAAUGCCCCAGUUGAUCAGGUUUGAUUUGCAGUGUGAUUCAGUUAUGCA